This is a messenger RNA of Coffea eugenioides, 2064 nucleotides long. RefSeq lists its product as uncharacterized. Bases 1 to 2064 code for a protein of 687 amino acids. The transcript has a single exon. The record is from RefSeq and is a predicted model, not a curated record. NCBI's taxonomy places the organism in Eukaryota, Viridiplantae, Streptophyta, Magnoliopsida, Gentianales, Rubiaceae.
AUGGAUAAGAGCUGGAUAAAUGAUCCAAAUAUUUUGUCAAGUCAUUAUAAGUCUGGUCUUAAGAAUUUUAUUGAAUUUGCUAAGACCAAUGGUAUGGGAUUGGAUGGAAAAUUAUUUUGUCCCUGUAGGAGAUGUAGGAAUUCAAAGAGAAAAAGCAUUUCUCAAGUUGAAUCAGAUUUGUCAGAAAAAGGCUUUUGUAUGUAUUAUAAAAAUUGGGUCUUCCAUGGGGAACCAUUUUCUGCACACUCUUAUAUGUCAAGUGGAAAGAACAAUAACCUUGACGAGGAUGGUGUUGGAGGUGAGACAGAUUUCAUCAAUGAAAUAGUAUAUAAUGACUUUGAUAUGAAUGAAAAUGGUGAAUCUGAUGAGUUACCUGAUUUAUUGGAUGAGAUAAGAAAUGCACAUGAAUCAGGGACAUCGAGUGAAUGGGAUUCAAAAAAUUUUGACAAAUUGUUAAAUGAUGCACAAAGAGAAUUAUACCCGGGAUGCAAAAAAUACUCCCUGCUGCGUUUCAUUGUUUCCUUUCUCCAUAUCAAAGUGAUGAACCAUGUGACUAACAAGGCAUUUGACAUGAUGCUAGAAUUUUUAAAAGAUGUGUUACCAGAAGGAGAAAUACUUCCAUCUAGUUUUUAUGGGGCCAUGAAAAUUUUAUCUGGUAUAGGUUUGGGGUAUCAAAAAAUUGAUGUCUGCAAAUUUGAUUGUGCAUUGUUUUGGAAAGAAAAUGAAAAGAUGGACAAGUGCCCUAUUUGUAAAGAAUCACGAUGGAAAGUCAAUAAUGGCAAGAAAAAAAAAGUUCCAAACAAGGUGAUGUGGUACUUUCCAUUAAAAGCUAGGUUGCAAAGACUUUUUAUGUCUUCUAAAACUACUGAAGACAUGAGAUGGCAUGAGGAGAAAUGGGUUAAAGAGGAAGGUAUCAUGAGACAUCCGGCUGAUUCUAUUGCUUGGAAGGAUUUUGAUAAGAAAUAUCCUGAUUUUACUAAAGAUUCUCGAAAUGUAAGACUUGGAUUGGCCACGGACAGAUUCAAUCCAUUUGGUAACAUGAGCAACUCAUAUAGCAUGUGGCUAGUUAUUCUUGUACCUUACAAUUUGCCUGCAUAUAAGUUUAUGAGAAAGGAAUUUCUUAUACUAUCACUUCUUAUUCCUGGUCCACGUGCCCCUGGAAAGGAGUUAGAUGUGUUCUUAAGGCCAACAAUAGAUGAUUUGAAAGAUUUAUUUCAUGGAAUCAGCACUUAUGAUGCAUAUAGUGGACAAAACUUUCAAAUGCGUGCAGCAAUUUUAUGGACUAUAUCAGAUUUCCUUGCAUAUGGCUAUUUGUCUGGAUGGAGCACCAGUGGGUAUAAAGCAUGUCCAUGUUGUCUUGAUGAUACUGCUUCACAAAGACUAAGAGGCAAAAUAUGUUUCAUAGGACAUCGUCGCUUUUUGAACCAUGACCACCGUUGGCGAAAGCAAAAAGCUCAUUUUGAUGGAACUAUUGAAACGCGCUCCAAGCCAAAGGAAUUUUCCGGAGAACAGGUUUUAAGACAUUUAAAUUCCUUGGCUGGUGUCUUUGGUGAGUUUGGUAAGAACCCAGUUACUCGGAAAAAAGGAGUUGAUAAAAUUCAGGGUAAUUGGAGGAAAAAAAGUAUAUUUUUUGAGUUACCAUAUUGGGAAAAACUCUCCAUGAGACAUUGUCUGGAUGUGAUGCAUAUCCUUAAAAAUACAUGUGAAAGUUUAGUUGCAACAUUGUUGAACAUUCCUGAUAAGACAAAAGAUACUAAUAAAUCUCGUGAUGAUCUACUUAACAUGGGAAUAAGGCACGAACUACACUUACAUGAUGAUGGUACAAGGAAAACAAAGCCUCCAGCCUUGUAUGUGAUGUCUUCAAGUGAGAGAAAAGGAUUUUGUGAUUUUUUGAGUUCAAUUAAGUUUCCUGAUGGGUAUGCUGCCAACAUUUCCAAGUGUGUCAAAGAUGGUAAACUAAUGGGACUUAAAACACAUGACUACCAUGUCCUCUUGCAACGACUUAUUCCAGCGGGCAUUCGUGGGUAUUUGUGCAAAGAAGUCAAUGAGGCAAUUUUUGAGUAA